This is a messenger RNA of Aspergillus ruber CBS 135680, 1910 nucleotides long. RefSeq lists its product as uncharacterized. The record is from RefSeq and is a predicted model, not a curated record. The transcript has 4 exons. NCBI's taxonomy places the organism in Eukaryota, Fungi, Ascomycota, Eurotiomycetes, Eurotiales, Aspergillaceae. Bases 196 to 1767 code for a protein of 523 amino acids.
UGAAGAUCAGAGAUAUAUAGUUUUGAUUUAAAGAAGAAUAACAUGUACCACAAUGAGUCAUAAAUGUGAAUUUGACUAUGGAAUCCCCUUAAUCAUGGGGUCCUUUUUGUGUGUAGGCCUUCGAGUGUAGCUCCGAGCGGAGAGAAACGCUGGCCGACGGUUCCGCACUGUCAACGAGUCAAACACCGCAAAACAAUGGAAUGCACGAAGAAGAAUCCGGCAGAUAUACUCAUAUCUGCGUUGAAAGAACGCAAUAUAUCGGUCAAACGAAGCGAAAUCGAGUCCACUUUUGAUAACGAGGCUGGUAGCGCCGAAAGUGCGAAAUGGGUAUCGGAGCAUCUCGGCUAUGACACUUUGUUGACAAAGGAGGAGCUCGCUCUAUACUCUCAAUUAGAAUCUUCCGGUACUCUACAACGUAUCCUCCACGACCCAGGCCUCGCUUCGACCCGACCGCUCUUUGACGAAGAUAUCCAGAAUGCGAUCGGAUCCCUGAAAGCCUCAACGGAGGCUAUCCAGAAGCAAACAGAGAUCUUAACCACCCAAUGCGAGACCUUGAAUAAACAGCUUCGCCUCGAUGACAAUCGGGCCAUCAGGCAGAACAGGGAUAUAGAACGGCUUCGCAAAAAGCACGAAUCAAGCAGGCAGAGUGCCAAUGCAGCGUCCAAUGACCUUGUCCAAGAGUUGGAAGCCAACCUGAGAGCUGAGACGGAGAAAACCAGAUUGGAUGGGAAAAAGAUACUGUCCUCGCUGACGUCUAGAUUAAAGGAGGAUGAUAGGAUUCUGGCAAGGUUGGAAAGACUCGCAUCCGGGAUCAAGUCUACUGGAAAUGACGCCUCUGUAGCCAAACGUACCGAGCAACUGGGGGCUGUGCUCACAGAGUACGUCGCGGAAGAGAUCCAUUACCGUCUUGAUCGCUUGUAUUUGGAAAGCAUUCAGGCCGAUCAGGCAGGAUCUAAGCAGGCAGCAGAGGAGCAUGAGGAGGAAGCGCUGGCUGCAUUGAGAGAGGAACUGGAGUCACUAUAUCCGGAAGUCGAUGUUCUGGCCGAGAUGUCCACAAGACAACAGUUCAGCGAGCCGGUUUUGCGUGAGCUCCAGAAUCGCCACGGGCAACUACGCAAUGCCUCCCAGGGCAAGCUCGAAUAUGUUCUCGAUACAAUUAUGGAAAUGACAUCUUCCACGGAAAGCCUAACCCAAUGCUUACAAGACCGCGAAUCAUAUUGUCAGACUCUGGAGAGCCUCAUCAGCAUUUACCGGUCUGAAGUGAGUGAUUCGUUCUCGGAAAAGACGACAUCCAAACGGGAUACAAUUCUAAGGAGGCGUUCCACGCAGCCGCAGUCACUUUUCAGCUCUCCCGAAAAGCAAACUGCUCCACUCCCGGACUCACUGGCCCUCGCAAGCCUCCUGCGGCGCGUGGGCCUCUCAUCCGAAUCAAUCUUCAAAUCCGAGGAAGAGGAUGGAGGUGCAAAUGCCCUAUACGAGAAAAAAUCGCACAUGUUGGAGUACUUUCGGACAUUGGGCAUUGGUUCUGGUUUGCCACUUGUGACGGAACUGAUUCCAACGGAUCGAGCGUCUCGACUUCUUUCUGCCUCCCUGCAUGCAGACUCGUAUUUUGAGACUUCACUUUCAAACAUUGAACAGAACCAGAGCCUCGCGGAAUUGGAGGCUCAAUUGGGCUUCAUUCGGAAAGGAGUGGAGAACCUCAAUCUGGAUGCGCUUCAUCGGCGCGACAAGAACCAGGAUAAAUUCCUUGAACGAUGGGAGCCAUAGCUUCACUUUUUGCAUGUCUGUCUUGACGAUCACCUCCGCGAUCUAUCUGCCCAUAAUGAUGCUAUGUUUGCCCUGUACACUACAAACCGUCUCGCGGCCUGAUAUUAUAAAUAUUAUUACCAAUUAUGUACUACCUAGGGUAG